Messenger RNA from Olea europaea var. sylvestris, 1286 nucleotides. RefSeq lists its product as uncharacterized. Gene Ontology annotation, cellular component: membrane. Gene Ontology annotation, biological process: N-acetylglucosamine metabolic process; protein N-linked glycosylation. Gene Ontology annotation, molecular function: beta-1,4-mannosylglycoprotein 4-beta-N-acetylglucosaminyltransferase activity. Bases 1 to 783 code for a protein of 260 amino acids. The transcript has 5 exons. The record is from RefSeq and is a predicted model, not a curated record. NCBI's taxonomy places the organism in Eukaryota, Viridiplantae, Streptophyta, Magnoliopsida, Lamiales, Oleaceae.
AUGGGUAAUAGCAUCAAAGGUUCCCAACCUUUGAAACUCGUUUGCGCUUCUGCUCAGCAAGACAUUUUCCAUAGUUACCCAAAAUGUCGCCCUCUUAGUGUGAAAGUGGGGAAAAGAAGAGAAAUCUCAAAACCUAACAAUUUUCACGAGAACCCCAAAAUGAACCAAGUUUUGAAGUAUGUCAAUAGAUCGUAUCAGAGGGUGGGACUUGACAAGCUUAUGAGAAUAGCUGGUAUAGAGGAUGAUGAUUUGCUGAUAAUGUCAGAUGUUGACGAGAUUCCAAGCAGUCAUACGAUAAAUUUGUUACGAUGGUGUGACGAUAUCCCUCCCAUUCUUCACCUUCAGCUCAAGAACUACUUGUACUCAUUUGAGUUUAAGUACGAUGAUGGCAGCUGGAGAGCUUCAGUACACAGGUAUCAAAGAGUGAAGACUAGGUAUGCACAUUACCGUCAGUCGGACUACCUCUUGUCAGAUGCGGGGUGGCAUUGUAGCUUUUGUUUCCGGCGUAUCAGUGACUUCAUAUUCAAAAUGAAAGCAUACAGUCACACCGAUCGUGUGAGGUUCUCUCACUAUCUGAGCCCGAAAAGGAUUCAGGAUCUCAUAUGCAAAGGGGCAAAUUUAUUUGAUAUGUUACCCGAGGAGUACACCUUCAAGGAGAUAAUCGGGAAAAUGGGACAUAUCCCCCAUUCAUAUUCAGCUGUUCGUCUUCCUGCAUAUUUGUUGAACAAUGCAGACAAAUACAAGUACCUUUUGCCUGGGAACUGUAUAAGAGAACGCGACUGAGUGUAUAUUAUGUAUCUACAUAGUUUUACGCUUAAAAUGACAAUGGGAGACUGAUGUCUGGUACAUUUACUAGAAUACCUCAUCGGCAAUGAAGUCUAGGUCAUUAUUUAAUGAAGAUCUAGUAUUGAAUUUGGUAAUAUACAGAUUACUGAUUACUGUUAUUGUUGUGUCAUUAGUGAUAGAGGUUUAUUUUCGAAUUUAAUGAAUAAUGCUACUUGUACAUAAUGGAAUUUCAUAUAGGAAUGAUCUCCUAAGUAUCGGUAUUUAGCUUAUGUUAAGUACUGGUGACAUGGCACGCCAUUUAAUUGGUGAAUCAUUAAAAUACAUGGGAUCUGCCAUUAACUUAUUCACCAAUUAAAUGAUGUAUUAUGUCAACGGUGUUUAGGAAAACAUUUUCAUAUAUAUAGCUUAUGUUAAGCACCGGUGCUUAGGAAAUCAUUCUUAUAUAGCACAAUCGUUAAUGAGCUUGUUCAAGAAAUGACCAUGAAGGGUUGCUUUGCUUA